CACACCUAAAGUUUUAUUGAAGUUUUAUCCUGCGAUAUUCAGUCUGAUACUGUGGAGAAAACAAAUCAACAGUGUGCUUUUGACAGACGUAUGAGCUUUUUCAUAUUAAACGCAAGAAGAAUAUUAUCUGACAUGUUUCCGUUGUGCUGUGUGGUGCAGAACUAUGCCUGGGGUAAAGUGGGUCUGGACAGUGAGGUUGCCCGGCUGGUGGUCGGUGGAGACCCUCAGGCGCACGUAGAAGAUGACAAACCUUAUGCAGAGCUUUGGAUGGGCGCUCAUCCCAAAGGCGAUGCUCUCAUCAAAGACAACAGGAUAUCCCAGAGGACACUGGGACAGUGGAUUGCAGAUUUCCCAGGAUGCCUGGGGUCAAAGGUCAAGGACACAUUCCAUGGGGAGCUACCCUUCCUCUUCAAAGUGCUGUCUGUCAACACGGCUCUGUCCAUCCAGGCACAUCCCAACAGGGAACUGGCUGCUAGACUUCAUGCACAGUUUCCAGAGCAUUACCCAGAUAGCAACCAUAAGCCUGAGAUGGCCAUUGCACUUACACAGUUUGAAGGUCUUUGUGGCUUUCGGCCAGUGAAGGAAAUCAUGGACUUUCUCAAACAUGUCCCAGAGUUUCGUACAUUAGUCAGUAAUGAAGCAGCGGAGGAUCUCCAGAGCUCUGAGAACGAUCCUGACCGAACAUCUCACGCGCUGAAGAAAUGUUUCACACGCAUGAUGAACUGCGAGAAGAAACUGUUCAUCGAUCAGCUCAACAUGCUUGUUAAACGAAUCUCAGAAGAAGAGGCUGCAGGCAGAGACACAUCCAGCAGUAAUGGAGAACUGUUGCUACGGUUACAUUCACAGUAUCCAGGAGAUAUCGGAUGUUUUUCCAUCUACUUCCUGAACCGUAUCGUGCUGCAGCCGGGCGAGGCCAUGUUUCUGGGAGCUAAUGAACCUCAUGCCUAUCUUUCUGGAGACUGUGUUGAAUGUAUGGCGUGCUCUGAUAACACUGUACGUGCCGGACUGACUCCCAAAUACAUCGAUGUGGACACCUUGUGUGAGAUGCUAAAUUACUGUCCUGCCCCAGUCAGUGCCAAAAUCUUCCCCUGUGUGCGGGACAAUUCAGACCCCUGCGUCUACAUCUAUGACCCACCUGUGCCCGACUUCACAGUCAUGAGAAUACAGGUUCCUCCCUCUGUGGGUCAUUACACCAUAAGUGCGCUGGAGUCCGCUGGCAUUCUAUUGGUUAUUGAAGGAGAGGCCAUCGCCACCUCUGAUGCGGCCCUCUCUGACAUCACUCUGAAGAGAGGAUCUGUGCUUUUCGUUUCAGCCAAUGAGAGCGUUUCUUUGCAGGUGACAUCAUCAUCGGGCAUGACCAUGUUCCGAGCUUGCUGCUUACUGUAAGAAACGUGAGCAGAAAAUUCCUGUAUCCAUCUGUGCUGUCCUGAUCGUAACCACCUGGUGAAACAGAUUCAGAAUAACGUUCCCAUGUGUUUUCGGCUGAUGUAAAAUCAUGUUUUGGUUAAAACAAUCCACAGCAUGACAAAUAAUCCCUUAGAAAUACAAAUACUAUGAUAAUGUUUAAUGUUAAAAUGCUUACUAAAAAAACAAAAAUAGUAGAUCUAAUUAAGAUUGAGAUUCUGACAUGUUUAAAUAUUUGUGCAUGUCCUUUUGAAAUAUGUAAACGCUGAAUUCAUGUACUAGUUUUAUUAUAGAGUCAACAUGAAACCA
Molecule: messenger RNA, 1713 nt
Organism: Misgurnus anguillicaudatus (oriental weatherfish)
Lineage: Eukaryota; Metazoa; Chordata; Actinopteri; Cypriniformes; Cobitidae
Gene: mpi
Product: mannose phosphate isomerase
Biological process (GO): carbohydrate metabolic process; GDP-mannose biosynthetic process
Cellular component (GO): cytosol
Molecular function (GO): zinc ion binding; mannose-6-phosphate isomerase activity
Source: RefSeq, a predicted model, not a curated record